Messenger RNA from Anneissia japonica, 2276 nucleotides. RefSeq names its product 26S proteasome non-ATPase regulatory subunit 4-like. The record is from RefSeq and is a predicted model, not a curated record. NCBI's taxonomy places the organism in Eukaryota, Metazoa, Echinodermata, Crinoidea, Comatulida, Comatulidae. Gene Ontology annotation, cellular component: proteasome regulatory particle, base subcomplex; cytosol; nucleus. Gene Ontology annotation, biological process: proteasome-mediated ubiquitin-dependent protein catabolic process. The transcript is spliced from 11 exons. Bases 98 to 1309 code for a protein of 403 amino acids. Gene Ontology annotation, molecular function: polyubiquitin modification-dependent protein binding.
AACUCUGACCUCCAUAAAAUAGUCUUGCCUAGCCAGUACAUUUUAAGUUUAACGACUGGACUGUGUAGCCUGUAAAACAAUCCAAGACGAGACAAAAAUGGUGCUGGAAAGUACGAUAGUGUGUGUUGACACAAGUGAAUUCAUGAGAAAUGGUGAUUUCCUACCAACAAGGAUCCAGGCACAGCAAGAUGCGGUCAACCUCGUCUGCUCCUCAAAAACUCGCUCAAAUCCUGAAAAUAAUGUAGGCUUAAUAACAAUGGCAAAUGUGAAAGUGCUAGUGACUUUGACUACAGAUGUCGGUCGCAUCCUUGCUACCCUCCACCAGAUGCAACCAUCAGGGAAGAUGACCUUCCUGACUGGUGUAAAAGUUGCCCAUCUUGCACUAAAACACAGACAGAGCAAGAACCAUAGAAUGAGGAUCAUCGUAUUUGUAGGGAGCCCUCUAGAGUCUGAUGAAAAGGAUAUUGUCAAACUAGCAAAAAAAUUGAAGAAGGAGAAAGUGAAUGUUGAUAUUAUAAACUUUGGAGAAGAUAAUGUUAAUACUGAAAAGUUGACUGCAUUUGUGAACACAAUCAAUGGAAAGGAAGGAACAGGGUCACAUCUUGUAACCAUACCCCCUGGCACAAUGCUGUCAGAAGCCCUCAGACAGUCCCCCAUUGUCAUGGGUGAAGAUGGGUCUGGGGCAAUGCCAUCCAUUCCUGGGGGCUCUGGUGGCGAUUUUGAAUUUGGCUUUGACCCAGCAUCUGAUCCUGAGCUUGCUAUGGCGCUGCGAAUUUCAAUGGAAGAGCAAAGACAGCGACAUGAUGUUGAGACUGUCCAGCCAGGAGUGCAAGAGACAGAGACUGAGAUGGAGACCAAUAUACUAUCAGGUGCAAUCCAAGUAGAAGCUGAUUCAGAGGAUGCAUUGUUGGAGCAGGCCCUAGCUAUGUCUAGAGACCAGCCUGUAAGUGCUGAUACAAUAGACACAGCAGAUAUCUCCCCCAUGCCAGACUUAGGGGCAAUGACAGAGGAAGAACAGAUUGCCUAUGCUAUGCAGAUGUCUUUACAAGCAAGCUCUCUUGAAUUAGCAGGCCUAGACUCUACAGAACCAAAAGAAACACCAAUGGAGACAGACUCCACUGAUGCCACACCAUCAACAAUGGAGCCCGAUUCAGAAGACCUCUCUGAAGUGAUGUCUGACCCAGCUUUUCUUCAGAGUGUCCUGCAAAAUCUACCUGGUGUUGAUCCAUCCAGCGAGGCCAUCAGAAACGCAAUGGGAUCGUUGACCCAACAAGAAGAUGUAAAAGAUGAUAAGAAAAAGGAGAAAUAAUGAAAAUAGGGACAUGUGAGACUGUUCAUUGAUGUGUCAAGAUGCUUCAAAAUCUUUCUAAUAUUCUAUUAAUUAUACUUCUAAAUAAUUGUCAGCUGUUUGAUGUAAACAACUGGAACCACUAUAACAAAACUGAUAGAUAUGUGGACAUAUUAGACAACAGGUACUUGGUUCUUUUUCAAAGCAGAGAAUUAAAGAUUUGAUCAACAGGAAUUGAUUGGCUUUGCCUAUGUGCACUUCACCAAUGCUGUCAUUAUUGUUUCUGCAAAUAAACUGUUUAUAUUUAUCUCUCCCCUCUAUUAUGGAUUCCCCUGCAACUAUUAAUACGCAUAAUACUCAUUAGGGAUUUUCCAAAACUACAGAUCUUGAAGGCUUACUAAUUGCAAUUCAUAAUUUUAUAACCUGCAUUAGAAUUGUCUUGAAUAAAAAAUCCUGAGGGACAAUAUUUAUAGUCAAGAAUGUUACAAUAACACAUUGUAUACAGAAUUGCCAGUACUGCACAGAAGAAAAGUUGUUGAAGAAAUGUUUUGUUUGUUGAGGUAUGGCACAGUAGGUCCGACAUUUCUAUACUACCUUCCACAAUAAAUUGUUUCAAGGCACUUUUAAACCACUAAAUAAACUACAGUACUACACUAUUAUAAAAUUAUUGGAUUAAUAUUUGUGAACACAAACGGGAGGAAGGUGCACACCACCAAUGUUGGUAUGUUGCAUCCCGUAAUUACUGUGGCCUGUGAAGGAGAUAUUUCUAUCUGUCCUGUCCUAAAGCUAAGUUGUUAUAAAUACAUCUGAUAUGCCCAUAUAUGGAAAAAGAAAAUUAGAAUUACUAUAAAUUAAACUUCACAUUAAUUGCUUUUCCAACUGUGAAAGCACAUAAAAUGUUCCUAUAUUAUUAUGUAAUAAUAUGACAAUGUUCUAAAAACUCUAUACCAUAGUACUGUAUAUAUGAAUAAAUUGUGUUUGCAUGACA